AUGCUCAUUGCCCCGCCGACUCAGUGCCUGUUCACACCGUAUCAGCUGAUCGAGGGGCAGAACGUCACAUUAAACAAGCUCCGAGAGAUGGCCCACCGGAAUCAACUCGCACAAAGCAAGACACCAGAGGGGGUCAGUGAGUCUGUGACGCUUUCCCAGCUGCAAGGGGAGCUGGUGGGCGUGCAGAGCUCCCUGUUCUCUUUGGGCCUGGAGCUGGAGGCCAGCCAGAGGAGUCUCAGUCAGAGUCAGAGACAAGAUGACGAUCUGGCCCGCUUCAAAGACAGACUGAAUGCUGAACUCCAGGAGGCGCUGCAGCAUAAGGAAGAGACUGAAAAACACAAUCAGGACCUGCGUUGCGCACUUCAGAAAACCCGCGCCGAGCUCAGGGCUAAGGAAGAAGCUCUGAAGGAAGUCGAGGCCGAGAGGCUCUCCGCGGCGCAAGAAAAAGACAUGAGCAUUGCACAGCUCAAUCACUCUCUGCGGGAGAAGGAGCGACAGUUACAGGAGUACUCACAAAUGUUCGAGACACCAGAAAGUCCCAAACCAAGAGAUGCACUUGUUGAGAAAUUAAGAGAGCGAAUUAAAGACAGAGACAGAGCUUUGGAGCGCACCAUCGAUGACAAGUUCCGCUGCCUGGAUGAACGUGAGGGUCAAGUGAGGACACUGCAGCUGGCGCUACGGGAAAAAGACCGAGACCUGGACAGGCUCCGCUGCAUCCUGUCUAACAACGAGGAGACCAUCACGAGUCUCGAUGCUCUGGUGCAAAGGAAAGAGCUGGAGCUGGAGCAGGCGGCCGAAGCCUACAGAAACCUUCAGUGGCUGAAACAGGCCAGUGAAGAAAAGGAGAGCAGAACUUUCAGGGAGAAGGACGCCAUCAUUGGCCAGCUGCAAGCAGCGCUGCAGGCUCGCGGCAAGGAGAUACAGGAUCUGACGGCGACCCUGGUCGCCAGAGUUCAGGCCGGCCCCACCGAGGUGGUGGAGGAGCUGAAGGCUCGGCUCCAGCUGAAGGAGAAGCUCUUCCAGGAGCUGCUGUCAGACCGCAACCACCAAUCGAUUGAACACCAAACGCGGCUUUCGGACUUGCUCAACACCCUCGCUGACAAAGACCAGUACCUGCAGGACAAUUCGUACAGGCUGUCCUUGGUUAUAAGCGAGCGCACAGGUCAGCUGCAGGAGGUGCGCAGGCAGCUGUCCAAGAGAGAGCAGGAACUGUGCGAGCUGAGGCGGGACAAAGAGAGGCAGACGGCCGCAGACGUGCAACACCUGCAAGGUCUUCUCCGAGAGAAAGAAGCCUUUUUUAAGGAGAUGAUGCAGAACUAAGAGGAAGUCAUGAUGCGGCCGCCGUCUCCAGAGAGUGAAGAAGACGUGAAGGCCCUUUGGGAAGAGCUGCAGUUAAUGCUUAAGAAGGAGAGGGAAGCCCAGAAAGAACUCUCUGCUCUGCGUUCGUCUUUGGCUGCCCAGCAAGCAAAGGGAGCAGCAACAGCAAGUACCGAGCAUGUGCUGGAGCAGCUCGUCUUGGAGUACCGUCAGCUGAAUGGUGCCCUGAGGACCGAGAAGAGACUCUACCAGAAUCUCAUUCACACCAAUAGCGACAGCUCGGACAAGGUCUUGGCCCUCCACACUCAGCUGGACUCGGUUCCGGCACUCCGCGGGCAACUGGAGGAGGUCCUGACCCGGAUUCAGAACAUGGCCCUGGACCUGGAAAGGGCCACCAAAAGGCAGCGUGACUUAGGAGAUGUCAGCACCGAAGAGGACGAGGGGGAUGAUGAAGACGGCAGCAGCAACGACUUCACCGACAGCAUAGAGGACGACAAGAAAGUUCCACCUGCGAGUUUGCCUUUCACCCAGCCUCAAGCGGCCCGUGGGCAUGAAGGAGAGUCUGCAUUCCUGACGACUCGCACGCAGAGCGUUGAACUGGAGCUAAAAGAAAUACAGUCGCAGCUCGAGCGGGAGGGAUUCACCUCGGUGACCCAGAUGAGGAGCACACUGCAGAGGCUUUGGAAGGAGAACCGCUUCCUAAAAGAACGUCAAGUGGGGACGAACCACAGGAGUCUUGACCGGGGUGAGGAGGAGGACGAUACUGAGGAGGAGGACUACAUGGAAGAUGAUGAACUGGGGGCGACGUCUUGCGUGGCUGUCAAGGGUCCGAGUGAGCGUUCGGCUCGGCUUUGGUUGGAGACCCGAGAGCUGCGGGAGAGGCUGAUCGUGUCUGAAGCCACCGUUCAUGCUCAGGCCGAGCAGCUGAAGGACUACAGGGACCUGCUCACCGAGACGUCCGUGCAGCAGGCCAGUAAGCAGGUGCAAGUGGAUCUACAGGAUUUGGGCUAUGAGACUUGUGGACGCAGUGAAAAUGAAGCUGAGAGGGACGAUGCCAGCAGCCCAGAGUUUGAUGACCUCGAGAUGUGCACGUCACUGUCUCAUCAGCAGGAGGAUAGCGUGGGAGGGGACUGGUACAAGGCCAGUAGAACCGGGACUAACGGAGAUGCAUGCGAUGGAACCGGGGAGGAGUCGGCUUUACAUCACCUGGUCCAGGAUCUGCGCUCCCAGCUAACCCGCUGCCACAAAGUCAUCCGCGGGCUUCAGAUGCGUGUUCGCUCCCUGUCGGCCACAAGCGACUACGCCUCGAGCCUUGAGCGCACGCCGCGCAAGGUAAACUGGGCCUUCGAGAUGUCACCCGCCCAAGAGGGCGUAGAGGAAGAUGAAGGCUGGGUGUCCGACACCCAGGCGACUUUGCCUGCGUCCAAACCCAGUCGCGAGCUGCAGGAGCUGAUGGCACGAGUGGCCACCUUGGAGGCCCAAUUGAGCAGCUCCAAGUUGGAGGGGAAGUGCGAAGCAGAGCAGGGGAAAUGUGCCACAUGGCCUGGAAAGUACAACUCUCUCAUCCAGGCCCAAGCUCGUGAGCUCUCCCACCUGAGGCAGAGGAUGAGAGAGGGUGAAGGAGUCUCCCAUAUCCUCACACAGCAUCUGGCUGACACCACCAAGGCUUUUGAGGAGCUGCUGCGGGCCAACGAUGUUGACUACUACAUGGGGCAGAGCUUUCGAGAGCAGCUUUCACAAAGCACCGCGCUAGCUCAGAGACUGCUCAUCAAGCUGACUGGACGAGUGGAAAGCCCCGUUGACAAGACAGGCCACGAGUUGCUGGCCAUGCAGCUUAGCAAGGAGCUUCAGCAGAAAGACCAAAUCAUCGAGUCUCUGCACAACAAGCUGCAGCAUCGCCCUGAGACGCCAUCCAGCUGCCAAGCCCUCUCGGAGACCACCGACCCAUCAGACAGGACUUCCUUGGUGUCCGACGAGUGUCAAACCAACGAAGACCUGGAUCUGUGCUCCGAGUUAGACGCCGGAGACUAUCGGGACCAGGAUGAGCAGCGACAAUCCGAACCGGAUGCCCAUUCAUCGAUCCCUCCUCCUUCUCGUGGACACCUCCAAUCAUCUUUCAGCUGUCCGGGAAUGCUUUUCUCAGCCUCUGGGGGUUUAACCGCUCCGUCCUUGAAAGGCUACAGCCAGCUACCUCAUCAUGCCUUUCCGCAGUACCAGCUGGGCGGCAUUCCCGAGGGUCACUCACUAAAGUCGGGCUCGGGGCCCAAUUUAAUUGAAGAGCACCUACGGGAGGUGCGAUGUCUUCGCCAGCGUCUGGAAGAGUCCAUUCGGACCAACGAAAGGCUCCGACAGCAGCUGGAGGAAAAAUUAGCAAACCCUGGGCGCGACGGAGGAGCAGCUACAAACAUCUAUAUUCAAGGGUUGGACACAGUCACACAUCUGUCGAAUGAAAUCCGAGUCCUGACAGACGAGAACUUGAAUCUGCAGUCCCGUCUACAGGCCAGCACAGACUUGUGCGAGGAGCUGAUCGAAGCACGCGCCCGCCUCAAGCAAGCCGAACUGGAAGCUGAGCAGUGGAAGGAGGAGUUGAGACGACUUCAGACACACAGUGAGGAGCAGGGAUGGCAGAUUCUCGCCUUGAGGCAAGCCGGUCAGGAGAGAAUCAACAGAGCGCAGCACGAGGCGUCUCUACUGCAGCAGCAGUUGUGUGAGAGCAGAGACCUCAUCCACUCCCUGCAGAACGAACUGCACGUCUACGAUCGCGUGUGCUCCAGCUUCAAAUCCAACAAAGGCUUCCUGUGCGAAGCUCCUGGCCUGCCCGCGGAGUCGGCGGAGCUACUGAGCGAGGUGAGGAGUCUGCGGGCCCAGCUGCAGAGCAGCAUCCAGGAGAAUAGCGCCUUCAAGCAGCUGGAGCUCCACAAGCAGCUGGAGCAAAAACUGGGCGCCGGCUCCCCUCGCACGCCGUCCCUGUCGGCCUUCGGCGCCAGCCCUCAGAGAGAAAACGUCUACAGGCGACAGCUGCUGCACGACCCGGCCCCUUCUCCACCUGUCAGGGACAUUGGUCUCUUUAACUGUGGAUCUCUGCCCCCCUACUCGGACCUGGAUGACAACCAUAGCGCCGCCAACGACCCCCUCGACCCGCACGCUGAGCUGGAAGGCGACGCCCCCGAUGGCUCGUUCGCCAACCGUUAUGGCCGCCACGCCGUCGGUCACGUGGAUGAUAACUCUCUCCAGCAACAAGUCCUUGAAGGUCGCAGCAUCGUGCAGCGCAUGGAGGCAGCGUUGCGCCCGCGCCUGCGCUCUCCUCCACCGUUAGGAGCCGCCCAGAAACAAAACAAUGAGCAGCUCUUGGAUUAAGGCAAUGUCCCGAGUCUCUUGUCCAACACGAAGACCCUGAGGCAGAUUCUGGAGGAGGCGGCGUCCCUGCUGAAGAUGUUCUGGAGGGCGGCGCUGCCCAGCGCCGACGCCGCCACGCCGAACCUGAAGAAGGAGCAGUCGAUGCAAGAGGAGAUCUUGUCCCUCAAGCUGCGCGUGUCUGAGCAGGAGGAGGUACUGAAGGGGACGAUUCAAAGACUGAGGAGCACCAGUCGCACCAAGGAGAGCAUGGAGCAUUUCAUCGUGAACCAGCUGUCAAGGACUCGGGAUGUUUUGAAGAAAGCAAGGACAAACUUGGAGAAGAACGAGAUGAGAAUUUCCUCUCUAAGCUCCUCGUCUUCCGCUCCCUACGCCGCUGAGGAGCCAGGAGGUGGUGCCAGAGAGCAACCUGCUAAUGUCCGGGGCUUGACGACUGACGGAGUCAAAGCCAACCAGCACUCUGCUGCCAGGAAGCGCACCAGCCGAUGCUUGCUUUAGACCCCGAACAACCGGACUCAAUGCUACGGACCUCCACAUUUAAAAACACUAAGACCUCCUCAGUCCCCUAAACCUCUGUCUUCAACCAGGCCUUACCAAACUCCCUUCAGCGUCCCCAAACUCCUCAAAAGCGCAGUCAGUGUUAUUCUUUGAGUGGAGCUGUCAGCAAUGUGUAUGAAAGAAGGCGUGUGAAACAUGUCCCUGGUGGUUGCAGUGACAAGCCGGAUUGGAACGGCUUGAAGACGCCCCCGAAACGUCGUCUUCCGAGAACAUGUGGAGGGGCAAAGGGUUUUUUCUGCACGUAA
This is a messenger RNA of Hippocampus zosterae (dwarf seahorse), 5474 nucleotides long. Its product is annotated as myomegalin-like. The record is from RefSeq and is a predicted model, not a curated record. NCBI's taxonomy places the organism in Eukaryota, Metazoa, Chordata, Actinopteri, Syngnathiformes, Syngnathidae.